CCAUAAUAAAAUAAACUUCAGGCCACUUGUUACUACAUGACAAAAACUUAACUAAACCAAUUAAACAGGCUUCUUGAAGUUGUUGCAUUUUCAAUCAAAUAAAAAUGUAGUGUCACAGUAUUGGCACCAUUUCUGGAGACAAAAAGGAUCAAAUCUUUUAAGCACCCACAUGAUUAUUAGAUGCCGCACGUUCAGUAGAACCUUUUGUUGGCCAAAUGCGUAACAGGUUUACAAGCUCCAAAAAGAUCCAGCCGUGCAACACAUGCUGAUUUAAUUUGGCAAUCUCUCAUCUUAUCUCCUCCUUAUGGUGUUCUGACUAUAGAUACCUACUCUAGUUUUACUAUUCCAUCAUCAGUUUGAGAUAUCCCCUCAUUAGAAAAAAAAAACCAACAACAAUAAGAAAUGGAUUCUCUUUCUUCAAAACCCAAUCACGUUCGAUCAAUUAGUUUGCCCGGGAGAUCACACCCUACCACCCAGAGAGUUGAAGAGGAGCUCAACAAGCUCAAAUCAUUGGAAGUAUCAGCUGCACCAGCAGCUGUGAGCAAUGGAUUAAUCGGUUUGGAGAAAUUGUACAAGUGCAUAGAUGAUCUUCUCAACUUGCCUCAAAUACUUCAAGCCCUCUCUCAGAGUCUAAAUGCAAAAUGGCUAGACAAUUUAUUGGAUAAAUCAGUGAGGCUUCUUGAUCUUUGUGGCACAAUAAGGGAACUCGUCUCACAAUGUAAAGAAAAUGCAAGAGAUUUACAAUCAUCUCUUAGAAGGAGAAAAGGAGAUUCAACUACAGAUGACAGUGUUGAAAGAUUUACCUCUUUCAGCAAGAAGAUCAAGAGGGACGCCAAAAGAUCUGUCUCAACUUUGAAACAAAUGGAUCAAGAGACUGCAGUAUUGGUCUUGCUAGAUGCAGAUCAAGAUACAGUAGCUGUGAUUAGAGCACUAAAAGAAGCUAAUGCAGUAUGUCUUUCAACUUUCCAAAUGCUAUUAUCCUUCCUGUGUGUGCCUCUUUUGAAGCCUAAGCCAUCAAAAUGGUCUUUGCUUUCAAGAUUGGUGCAAAAAGAAAGAAUAACAUCUGAAUACCACGAAGAAAACAUGAGCUUGGAAACAAGGCUGGAAACUUUCGAGGCUUACCUUGACAGCUUUGAAGAUGGAUUGGAAGCAACAUUUAGGUGUCUCAUUAGAUCUAGAAGCUCGCUCCUCAAUAUUUCCUCCUCCUAAUCUGUCAGUUGUUAUUCCACACACUGUAAAUUGUAUAUAAACAGUUUUGUAGCUAUGCUAGAAAUACACAAAUCUCAAGUGAAUGAAUAUACAUCAAUUUAAUCUCUCUCUAUGCGUGUACUUUUUCAUCAAUAGCCCAAACUAUUUGUCGAAAUGAUCUCCUAAAACUGUGGGGCUUGAAAUAGAUAAAACUCAUAGCCCGUCAGUUACACACUUAUGCCACAUAAUUGGUUUUGUUAAUCAAACCAAGGAAGCCUCUCAUGUAAAGUCAGAUGGCGUAAAUUAUUGACCUGAAAAGUGAUAUUAAUUCAUAACAUGAAUUGCAGAAGAAUGAGGUCUGUGUGAAGGAAGCUUCACAAUAAGUUCUUGCUACACAGGCUUCUGGAGUUCUUCUAACAUUUCCUCUGCAUAGUGACCCUAGGGUGUUAAUAAACUCCACCGGCCUCCCCAAGACGCUCUUGAUAUAAAAGAAACCUCCCUCUAUAAAGGAAGACCAAAACCUGGGUCCCUUGAUCAGCCUCCUUGAACCUGAACUCAUCAGUAAGAUAUACAUCACAGGUAAAUUAGAUAAUAUAGUUCAUGAUCUGCUUAUCUUUAGUUAAAAGUCCAACUAACUAUGACAUGACCACCUUAACUUGACCAUAUUGAUUUAGUAUCUGUUUGAAUUCCUUCUCGAGUUCAUUAAAAGAUGUAGAUCUAGUAAAGGAGCUAAUCCUAUAUCAUUAAACUUCAUCAAGAUCCCCAGCCAAUUAAACAAAAACAAAAUCAAGAUUCAAACUAGGAUUUGGCAUGAAAUCACAGACAAAGCAGCCAACAGACUGUUCUUUUGAACAAAUUAAUGGGCAGUUACCCAUGCCACUUUAUUUGAAAUAAUUUCUGGCAUUAAAUUAUCAUUGGCCAUGGUGCAAUUUAGUAAUCAACUAGUUUUCCUUUUCCAAAUAAAAUAUGGCAAACAACCACACAUACGUGUAUAAAUUAAAUAUACACUACACGUCCAUUUGAAUAUUGGCAAAAAAUAUCUUUUCAGAUCUUCUAAUCUGUAUUUUGUGUAAUUAGUGGACAUCAGCUCCUCCAAACGAGACAGCCUCAGUGGACCCACGUUAUUAGCAUCUUGAUUGCACCACCAAGUGAUGCGACAAUUCUUAGUAAUUAGGGAAGAGGCAACCUGUAAUUGAACCCCAUAUGAAGGCAAAGCCACAUAAUUUAUUCAUUUAGAUGACUAAUUAUUAGAGCCUUUGUUUGCCAAAUGCAUAGCAAUUUACCAAAUUCCAAGGGAUACCCACAUGACCACAUUUUCGCUUCUUGAUACCUCUUUGUUUAUAUAAAUGACCUUUCUUUGUACCUAUUGUUCAUCCCAGCAUUCAGCUUUUCUCACAACAUAGAAAAACUAAAAACCAUGGCUAUUACUUCUUGCCAUAUUAGGUCAAUCAGUUUACCCACUAGACCACACAAUCAGAGAGUGGAAGAGAUUCUCAACAAGCUCAAGGUGCUGGAAGUAUCUACUGCAUCAACAGCAGAGACUAUUUGCAGUCGUCUACUUGUUUUGGAAGACCUACACAAAUGUGUUGAUGAUCAUCUUAACUUGACUCACCUCUCCCAACAUGGAAAAUAGUUUGAAGAUUUAUCGGAACAAUCCAUGAGAAUUCUUGAUGUUUGUGGCACGAUAAGGGAAUUAGUCUCACAAUGUAAGGAACAUGUAAGAGAUGUAGCAUCAUCUGUCAGAAGGAGAAAGCAAGAUAACAUAGUCAGAUUCGCCUCCUUCAGAAAAAAGAUGAAGAAGGACGCUAAAAGAUUAGUCUUGUCCUUAAAGGAAAUGAAUGAGGAGACUGAAGGAUCACUGUUCCUAGAUGCAGCGUCGGAAAUAGCAUUUUUUAUUAGAGUAAUGAGAAAUGUCAGUAAAUCAUGCAUUCCAAUUUUCCAAAUGCUCUUGUCUUUCAUGUAUGUGCCACUCUUGAAGACUAAGUCAUCUAAAUGGUCACUGGUUUCAAGAUUGGUGUACAAGGGAAGAGAGAGUAUCAUGUGAAGUCCAAGAACCAAACAUGAACAUGGAAACUUUUGAGUCUCAACUUGAUAGUAUUGAGAAAGGAUUGGAAAGAGUAUAUAGAUGUUAGAUCAAGUAGCUCCCUACAUAAUACAGUUUCCUUCUAAACUGUAUGGUUGACCAAAUUUUGUAUAUACAAUUUUGUAGUUAUGAUAGAAAAGAACAAUAUACAAGUGAAAGAUUAUAUGAAAAAUCUAAUCUGUCUCUUUUUACAUGAUUUUGUUCCCCUCUGUAUGCAAUUAACAGAUAUCUAAAUUUAUAAUAGAAUCAUACUACUCUCGCAUAUCACAAGUUUCUAAGGCUGUUCCAACAACAGGAUAAGCUUCUGAGUCUCCAAUUUUUGUUAUCAUUUUCUAUAAAGAUAUAGCCAUGAGAACCUAAAAAUUGUUUAAAGAUUAAUGAGUAAUUUAACCUAUUUUGGGACCUAAAUGAAAAAGAAAUUGAUAAAUUCUUCAAAGGACAUACGUCAUAUUAAUUAGGUUUGCAAGUGUAGUUUUAAUUGUGUUUAAUCAGCUUCAUCUGAGAUUAUUUCGUUUUCAGAGAACCUUUAGUGUUUCUCCGCAUGCUAAAUCCCUUGAUGGAUGAACAAGUGAAAACUAAAAUUAUCAUACUAAAAAAAGGGAACAAUUUCACUUUAUUCUCCAAAGUUGCAUAGAGUAAAAAAAUGAAGGCGUGAAUCUUCAUAAAAUAUAAUUGAAGGCAUGAAGACGGCUUAAUGUUUCACAGGUAUUAGAACUCACCUACCAUGACAGAAACUGAUUUAAGGGUAAUAUCUGGACAAAAAUGCACUCGUUUACAAAUGAAUAUGAAAUAUUUCUUAGCUAUUCGCUUUACCCACCAUAUCUUAACACAUCCUAAUCAAUUAGUUAAUACAGCUCACAAUCUGAUUUUCUUUGGUUCAUAUAUCCAACUACUUGUGGUGUGUGGAAACCGAACCAAGUAAAUUUUGUCCUUUCUGAAUUUGACCUCAAAAUUAUAAGAAGUAUUACACCUUGUCAAGAAGCUUGUAAAGAUAUGCUCCUAGCACCUUGCCAAACAAAUUCAAAUAAUAACCUUCCCAUACGUGUACAUUUCCAUAAAAUAAACUUCAAACGUGCAAUAUGAAUUUUAUAUUGAUCUUCUAGCCCCUUUUAAAGUCUUUGACACCUUAAAAUAUCCCACUAUUCUUUAAUAAUUCAUAUCUCAGUUAUCUAAAUAUGUGUUGUUCUAGUAGUUGACAGAUUUAAGCUUUUAUGGAGGGGACAAGCUUAGGUGGCCACCUGUUACAGACAAAAACUAACUAAACAACUGAACAAGUAAAACAGACUCCUUGAAGCUAAUGCAUCUUCAAUCACAUAAUACCAAUAAAAAAAAUCAUGUGUCAUAGUAUUGGCACCAUUUCUGGAGACCCAAAAAGGGAAUCUAUUCAAUACCCACAUGAUAAUGAGAUGCCUCACGUUCAUCCAAUAAUACGAGGACUAAUAAAAGUAAUCAGCAGAGCCUUUGUAGGCCAAAUGUGUAGCAGGUUUACGAGUUCCAAAAAGAUCCAGCAAUUCAAUCACAUGCUGAUUUAAUUAGGUUACUGCUCAAUUUAUCUCCUCCUAUGGCUGUCUGCCUAUAAAUACCAACUCUGAAGCUUCAAUUUAAUCACCAGUUCGAGAUAUCCCCUCAUCAGAAAAAAAAAACACAUAAGAAAUGGCUGCUCUUUCUUCAAAACCCAACCACGUUCGGUCAAUCAGUUUCCCUGGGAGAUCACACCCUACCAUCCAGAGAGUAGAAGAAGAGCUCAACAAGCUCAAAUCAUUAGAAGCACCUGCUACACCAAAAGCAGACACUGUGUACCAUGGUCUACUCAUAUUGGAGAGAUUAUACAAGAGCAUAGAUGGUCUUCUCAACUUGCCUUCCCGUCAAACCCUAUCCCAAAGUCUAGAUGCUAAAUGGGUUGACGAUUUAUUGGACAAAUCAGUGAGGCUUCUUGAUGUUUGCGGCACUACAAGGGAACUUGUCUCACAAUAUAAAGAAAAAGUAAGAGAUCUUCAAUCAUCUCUCAGAAGGAGAAAAGGAGAUUCAACUACAGAUGACAGCGUUGAAAGAUUUACCUCUUUCAGCAAGAAGAUCAAGAGGGAUGCCAAAAUGUCUAUCUUGACUCUGAAACAAAUAGAUCAAGAGACUGCAGUACCAGUCUUGCUAGAUGCAGAACAAGAUACAAUAGCUGCAAUUAGAGCACUUAGAGAAGCUAAUGCAGUAUGCAUUUCAAUUUUCCAAACGCUCUUGUCCUUCCUGUGUGUGCCACUUUUGAAGCCUAAGCAAUCAAAAUGGUCAUUGCUUUCAAGAUUGGUACACAAACAGAGAAUAACACCUGGAGUCCAAGAAGAAAACACCAGCUUAGAAACCAGGCUGGAAACCUUCGAGGCUUACCUUGACAGCUUUGAAAAUGCACUGGAAGCUGUAUUUAGGUGCUUGAUUAGAUCUAGAAGCUCGCUCCUCAAUGUUCUUUCCUGCUAAUUUGGAAGUUGUUAUUCUAUACUCUGUAAAUUGUAUAUGAACAGUUUUGUAGUAAUGUUAGAAAUACAUAAACUUCAAG
This is a messenger RNA of Solanum lycopersicum (tomato), 5813 nucleotides long. RefSeq lists its product as uncharacterized. Lineage: Eukaryota; Viridiplantae; Streptophyta; Magnoliopsida; Solanales; Solanaceae. The record is from RefSeq and is a predicted model, not a curated record. Gene Ontology annotation, biological process: shoot system development; root development.